UUCUCUCUGGUCCUGCCAGCCAUGAAACUUCUUUUCCUGUUUCUUGCCAUCCUUCUGGUCACAGAACCAGUGGUGUCAGGCAGCCGUCACGCCCUUCGAUGCAUGGGUAAUAGUGGAAUCUGUAGAAAAUCUUGCAAGAAGAGUGAAAAGCCCUACUUCUAUUGCAGAAGUAAUCAACCAUGCUGCCUCCAGGCCUACAUGAGGAUAAGCGUUUCUGGCAUAGAGGAAAAUUAUGACUGGGCCUCUGAGAAACGCUGGCCAAGAAUACCUUGA
Messenger RNA from Nycticebus coucang (slow loris), 273 nucleotides. Its product is annotated as beta-defensin 119-like. NCBI's taxonomy places the organism in Eukaryota, Metazoa, Chordata, Mammalia, Primates, Lorisidae. Bases 22 to 273 code for a protein of 83 amino acids. The transcript is spliced from 2 exons. The record is from RefSeq and is a predicted model, not a curated record. Gene Ontology annotation, biological process: defense response to Gram-positive bacterium; defense response to Gram-negative bacterium; antifungal innate immune response. Gene Ontology annotation, molecular function: lipopolysaccharide binding.